This is a messenger RNA of Penicillium bovifimosum, 2736 nucleotides long. RefSeq names its product putative MFS monosaccharide transporter. The record is from RefSeq and is a predicted model, not a curated record. Gene Ontology annotation, molecular function: transmembrane transporter activity. The transcript is spliced from 4 exons. Gene Ontology annotation, biological process: transmembrane transport. NCBI's taxonomy places the organism in Eukaryota, Fungi, Ascomycota, Eurotiomycetes, Eurotiales, Aspergillaceae. The coding region runs from base 1 to 2736 and encodes 911 amino acids.
AUGGAGGGUCGUCAACGAGCUACACUAGGUGUUUCGGUCACCUUUUUCACCCUCGCCAGUAUCUUUGUUGCUCUUCGCUUCAUUUCGCGAAUAUUCGUGGUCAGAAGAAUCGGGUUACACGACUGGUUGAUGUUGGUCGCAUGGGUCACUAAUUUCGGCUUUUCCUUCUCAUUGUUCUUUGCUGUCCAGAAAGGUCUUGGCCUCCAUUCGAGUGACAUUAGGCCUGAAGAUGAGGGCGCCUUGAAUAAGGCCAAUUAUGCCUUCACGGUCCUUUACAAUCCAGCCUUGAUGGCCGUCAAGACCUCGAUUCUUGUCUUUUACCUAACGUUGACACGCAACCAGAAGGUCUUUCGAUAUGCGAAUUACGUCACUCUGUUCGUUGUGAAUGCAGCAGGCCUUGCGUUGACCUUGGUCAAUGUUUUUCAAUGCAGUCCUAUCGGAGCAGCGUUCCACGCUGACUCGCGUCAUGCGAAUUGCACCGACAUUGUCACCUUGUACCUCUCCUCGUCUCCGGUGAAUAUCAUUACCGAUAUAGUCAUUCUCUUGCUUCCAAUGCCGCUUUUAACGAAAAUGCGCCUUCCCUGCAAGCAGAAGAUCAUCCUGGUGAUCACGUUUUCUUUCGGUUUCUUCGUGGCUGUGGUCGACGUGGUUCGAAUUGCCUUUCUUCAGCGGGCCGCGAUAUCUCGUUCGCUGGAAGUCAAAUCGAUUCAUAUUCAAAAUGCCGGAGCGCUUGAUUUUAGUUGGUAUGCGUCGCUCUCUUUCAUGUGGUCGGUCGUCGAAGUCAACCUAUCGAUAAUCUGCGGUUGUGUCCCAAGUCUCAAACCUCUUGUCACACGACUUGUCCCAAAAUUGAUCAGAGACGGUAGUGGUACAUCAACUACUUCGCCUCAAGGAUUUUCUGCUGUGGAUCCUGGGGUGGCAGUGCCAUCGCCGGCCGCAUCCCCGGGGUCGCUAGAGCCUCCCACACCAUCUCCGUCUGGGAAUGAAGGAGACAAAGGUCUACAAAACCACGUGGGCAGCGUGUCCGCUGGCCGACAUGUCUCCCGGGACUCAGAGACCAUGGAUAUAUUGGAGUUUUUGGGUCAUCCGCCAACGGGGCCCCUCGAUACAGAGGGAGGAACUCAUACUAGCACGUCUUAUCCGCCCGACAUCACGUUCUUCGAUUUUGUUAAUAUGAAGAAACCUGCGAGUAUGGUCAAACUGAACAACAGAGAGUCGAUUGCGCCGAUCGCAAUGACGACUUUGCUGUUUUUUCUGUGGGGCUUCGCAUAUGGACUGCUGGAUAUUUUGAACUCGCAGUUCCAAAGUAUCGUACACCUCGAUACAUGGCAUUCCCUGGGCCUUCACGGUGCAUACUUCGGCGGCUAUCUCCUCGGCCCUUUGCUGGUUGGCCGGCCUGUUCUGAAAAUCUGGGGAUUCAAGGCCACGUUCAUAACGGGCCUAUGCAUCUACGCCUGUGGAACCCUUAUAUUCUGGCCCUCUGCCGUUUUGACAUCGACAACUGCGUUUAUUGUGUCGAACGUUAUCGUUGGCUUCGGUCUCGCUGUCUUGGAGACUGCAGCAAAUCCCUUUAUUGCUCUAUGUGGGCCCCUCGAGAACUCUGAGAUCAGACUUAAUAUUUCACAAGGUGUGCAGGCGGUCGGAAGUGUCUUGUCGCCGGUCUUGGCCAAAAGAGUUCUUUUCAAGGAUGUCCGGAGCGUCGCCUCUUUGGUUGACGUGCAAUGGACUUACCUUGGCAUCGCUCUAUUCGACGUACUGUUGGCAGUGGCGUUCUACUAUCUGCCAAUCCCCGAAGCCUCGGAUGAAGAUCUACAAGAGCUGGCAAACCGACGCCGAGAAGACAACAUGACCAAAGUCAUCGGUAUUCCGGUCGUUUGGCUUACUCUCGGCCUCGGAAUCUGGUCUCAAUUCUUCUACGUCGCUGGACAGGAAGUCCUCUCAUCGUCGAUUACCCGUUUUAUCGAGGCCACCCGCCCAGAUUCAUCACUUGGUGCGUUCGAUUUCCUGACUAUCGGGCACAGUGUUUUCGCCGUCGGUCGCUUCCUCGCCGCCUUUGCGCAGUGGUUCCUCAAACCGCGUUGGAUCCUGAUGGUCAGCUACAUCGGCAUGAUCGUUUUCGCCAUAUUGUGUAUGAAAACGACCGGCACAUCAGCCAUCGUCAUGGUGAUGUUGGUCUACCUCUUCGAGAGUGGUGCAUUCAGCAUCAUCUUCGCCAUCUCGCUGCGCGGCACAGGCCGGCAUACAAAAUCAGCCGCCGUUUUCAUGACAAUGGCAAUCAGCGGCGGUACCUUCUUCCCAUUCGCGAAGUACGCCGCAUACCUCGCACACGGCGACUCGUACUCCUUCUGUGUUCUCGUCGCCCUCUUCUGUGCCGGCGCCAUCUUCCCUAUCUACCUCAAUUUUGUGCCUGCGGUCAAAAAGCAAGUCGACCCUGUCCCGAACGAAUACCUCCGCCGACAUCGUCGCCGAAGUCGCGCUCCUGUCAACCCCAUGCAUCGUGAAAAGGAUAACCCAUCUCUUGGCGGUGUCCUUUCGCGUCCGCGCGAUCUCGUCUCAAGUCCAGACCAUUUACCCGACCUUCAGUUGCCAGAGGAGAUCCACCAGAACUCGCUUGACAAUGCCGUUCUUUCGGCGGCUAAAUCGAGCUCAACUGAAAGCUCGCGGAUUAACUCAAUCUCGCCUCGUAAUUCUGGCUCGAAGCACAGGUCUUCUGCUAGGGGCGACGACAUUUCAUGA